AUGCCCCUUCAAGGCCCUCCCUAUCUCCCUCGCACAGCUGGGCUCGGUGGCCGUCCAACACCGUCCGUCGAUGAUCCCAUCUGCGGCGUCAUAUUGGCCUUCUUCGUCACAGGCGCUGUCCUGAAUAUGACCAUUCUGCAACUCAACCGUCGACGCUCCCACAAAUUUAUCCUCUCAGGCCUUCUCUUCGGUUUCUGCAUGGCCCGUAUCACCGCAAACGUCUUACGUAUUGCAUGGGCUUCGAACCCUACCAACUCGAGUCUCGCCAUCGCCGCCAAUGUUUUUACAAACGCUGGUGUUGUUCUCCUUUUCGUCGUGAAUCUCAUCUUCGCCCAGCGCAUUCUGAGAGCUUAUCAUCCACAUAUUGGAUGGAGCAAGCCUGCUUCCUUGAUCUUCAAGUUCCUUUACUUUUCCAUCGCUGCCAGUCUUGUCAUGCUCAUCACCGCUGUCGUAUACAACUUCUAUACUCUCAACCCGCACACUAAGCAGCAGCUUCGCGACAUUCAGCUUACUGGCAGUACGUUUCUCGCCAUCCUCGCAUUUCUCCCUCUGCCCAUCGUCGGACUCUGCUUCAUUCUUCCUCGAAAGACAGCCAUGGACAAGUUCGGCCAGGGUCGCAUGCGCACCAAGAUCCAACUUCUCGUCUUCACCACCGUUCUUCUUACACUCGGUGCCGCAUUUCGAACUGGAGUGUCCUACAAGGUUCGCCCCGCCAACGACCCAGCAUGGUAUCACAGCAAGGCAUGCUACUACUGUUUCAACUAUGUCAUUGAGAUCAUUGUCGUCUUCUCGUACGCUCUCUCUCGCUUCGACCGUCGCUUCCAUAUUCCUGACGGCAGCCAUGCCCCUGGCGAUUACUCUACCAACAAGAAAGCCCCCCAAGACCCGAUGUAUCGUGUCAACACCGAAGAGGAAGUCUUUGGCGAUGACGAGCGACCACGAACGGCAGAACAAAACCAGCAAAUGCAGAGGCAGUGGGAGGCAAACCUUCAGGCAGAGCGCGAAAAGGAGACUGUUUGA
Molecule: messenger RNA, 1020 nt
Organism: Fusarium poae
Lineage: Eukaryota; Fungi; Ascomycota; Sordariomycetes; Hypocreales; Nectriaceae
Exons: 1
Coding region: 1-1020 (339 amino acids)
Source: RefSeq, a predicted model, not a curated record